This is a messenger RNA of Aspergillus wentii DTO 134E9, 1281 nucleotides long. Its product is annotated as acyl-CoA desaturase. Gene Ontology annotation, cellular component: endoplasmic reticulum membrane. Lineage: Eukaryota; Fungi; Ascomycota; Eurotiomycetes; Eurotiales; Aspergillaceae. Gene Ontology annotation, biological process: unsaturated fatty acid biosynthetic process. Gene Ontology annotation, molecular function: iron ion binding; heme binding; stearoyl-CoA 9-desaturase activity. The record is from RefSeq and is a predicted model, not a curated record. The coding region runs from base 1 to 1281 and encodes 426 amino acids. The transcript is spliced from 2 exons.
AUGGCUACUAUGACUACCAUUCCCACAUCUCACCCUUCAGCCUCCCAGCAUGGGACUGAAUCGAAAGACCAAGGAAUAAUGCCUCACUCACUAAAUGAACCAAUUACCUGGAGAAACCUGCAUCGCCGAAUCGACUGGCUCAACAUGACCUUAGUGGUCAUCAUCCCACUCCUGGGUCUUAUCCAAAUGCCCUGGACUCCUCUUUAUCGACAAACCCUCCUAUGGUCUGUGUUCUACUAUCUUGCUACUGUUAGCUCCAUCACGGGUGGAUACCACCGUCUAUGGGCUCACAGAGCAUACACCGGCUCAACACUGCUGAGAUUGAUCUUCGCAGCCUUUGGCGCAGGUGCAAUCGAAGGAUCCAUCAAGUUCUGGGCUCGCGAGCACCGCGCCCAUCAUCGGUAUACAGACACAGACCGAGACCCAUACAACGUCCAAAAGAGUAUCGCACACGCCCAUAUCCUCUGGAUUAUCCUGAAACAACCCAAGAAGAACAACCGGGUGGAUAUAUCCGACUUGAAGAACGAUCCUAUCGUGGUCUGGCAGCAUAACAACUACCUCUUCGCCGGGCCGUUCAUGGCCUGGAUCUUCCCAAGUCUCGUUGCUGGGAUAUUCUGGGGAGAUUGGUAUGGUGGGUUUGUUUAUACGGGUAUCGUGCGGACGUUUCUCGGCCAGCAGGCUACGUUCUGCAUUAACUCACUGGGCCAUUAUCUCGGUGAACAGCCGUUCGAUGAUCGGCUUUCUCCGCGGGAUUCCUUCAUCACUGCUAUCGUCACCCUUGGAGAGGGGUAUCAUAAUUUUCACCAUGAAUUCCCGUCUGACUACCGGAAUGGCGUUGACUGGCAUCAGCCUGACUGGACAAAGUGGCUCAUCUGGGCCUUUGCCCAGCUAGGUCUAGCACAGAAUCUGAAACGCUUCCGACAAAGCGUGAUUGACAAAGGACGGCUUCAGCAAGAUAGCAAGAAAAUAGAGCAAAGACGAGCUCAGUUGGAUUGGGGACCGUCUAUCGAUCGCCUGCCUGUCAUGGAGUGGAUGGAGUUCCAGGAGGAAGUCAGGAAGGGCAAGGCAUUGGUGGCUGUUGAAGGGGUAAUUCAUGGUGUGGAUAGGUUUAUAGAAGACCAUCCAGGGGGUGAGGCUAUUAUUCGAUCUUUCAUAGGCAAGGAUGCAACAUCUGCGUUUAAUGGGGGCGUGUAUGACCAUUCCAAUGCGGCGAGGAAUAUGAUUGCCACGAUGCGAGUAGCUGCUCUUCGAGGAGGAGGAGAGGUGGAGAUUUGGAAGUAG